Microstroma glucosiphilum is the source of this 2803-nucleotide messenger RNA. RefSeq names its product WD40 repeat-like protein. Gene Ontology annotation, cellular component: Cul4-RING E3 ubiquitin ligase complex. The record is from RefSeq and is a predicted model, not a curated record. Gene Ontology annotation, biological process: proteasome-mediated ubiquitin-dependent protein catabolic process. Gene Ontology annotation, molecular function: protein binding. The transcript is spliced from 8 exons. Lineage: Eukaryota; Fungi; Basidiomycota; Exobasidiomycetes; Microstromatales; Microstromataceae. The coding region runs from base 309 to 2537 and encodes 742 amino acids.
CUUCCAGCUUCACUCACCCAGACGCCGUGGAUCCACGUCGUACGUACGACUCUUUGUCAUUCCCAGCCAUCUCAUCACGCCCGUCAUACUCGAGCAGAUCAGUGCUACCUGCACCUGUCCUCGACUACCUCAGCUGCCACUGCCAUCAAAGCUCGCACACUCGAGCUCACCCACCUCCACUCGAAGCACCUUCACCCCUGCGUCCGCCACCUUUCUGGUUCCUAAGGCAAUUCUCAGAGAGGGCACUUGCUCUCGCCUACCUCAGGCGCCGGCAUAUACACCAAUCCACUACAUAGGCAGCAGCUAUCAUGGAGCCACGCGAGCCACUCUGGCAAGAGGUGUCCGAGGACUCUGACUCUUCAGAGAACCGCUUGGCAAUGGCAGAUGCACUGGAAGAGCUGGCGGAACAGGUGGAAGCCCAAGAUAGACCCAUGUUCGACCUCGACGAUGAUGAUGAUGAUGACGAUGAUGAUGACGAAUACGAGGAUAUAGAAGACCUUGAAGAAGAGGAGUACGAAGACGAUGAUGAUGAUGAAGAGCUUGAUGCAGAGGAGAUCAUGCAAGAGAUUGAUCUAGACGAUGAUGACGAGGGGCUGGGUGGAUCAGGGGACGAGGAGGACGAGGACGAGGAUGAAGGAGAAGGCGUACAGGCGUCAUUGGCAGACAUCAUCACAGCAGCGCUCUCGUCAAACGAUGAGAAUGCAGCAGAGGGCGACAGCCAACAAGCUCGACUAUCGCGGAUCAUUCGAUCCAUGGGUUUGACUGGCAUCCGUCAAUUGCUCGCACAGGGAGGUCUCACACUACGGACACAGGCCGCCGAUGAUGAGGACGAGGAUGAUGAGGACCAUUGGUAUGGCACUGGCACGACGCACAGAGCAGGCAUGGCUGACUUCUGGGACCCGGUCAAGGAGCCAGUCCAGGCUGGGCAGGAGCUGCAUCUUGGUGGCGAGUUCGGCAAAACACCGAAAAGGCCCUUUGGCAGUCCUCCUUCGGCCUUUGACCCAGGCCGUAAUCUUGUCGACAGGAUAUCACAGAGAAGGACAUCCCUCCAUCGCAUAGCCAAGACAGAGAUGGACGAUAUCGUACCCAAUUCUACCGGAACAGAAGUGGCUCGUUAUCCUGCGAGAGUGUAUUGUGGACAGUACUCGGAAGACUCUUCGUUCUUCUAUACAUGCUCGCAAGACUUCAAAGUACAUAUGUACGAUACUACCGCCGCCUCGUCGCGCCGUGUGCUUGAGAUGCGAGAAAGGCCGGAAAUGCGCCGAAGUCGCUACUACCACUCGUAUGGCACUACUCAGUACACGUCUCUCAAACCAAUCAAGACCAUCCAGGGCAGAAUGGGCAACUGGACCAUUACCGACGCCAAUCUCUCGCCAGACAACCAAUGGAUGAUCUACUCGUCCAUUACGCCCACAGUGCAUCUUGUGUCUACAAGAGCAGAAGCCCAAGGCGGUCAAGAUCUGAGUGACAAGCAAGUCGCACUGGACUUUGGCAGCGGGGACGACGACGGAGGGGUGAGAUAUCGUAGCGGGAUCUGGUCAAUCAGGUUCUCAGGAGACUCGAGGGAGAUUGUAGCCGGAGCUCACUUUGGUGACAUUUACGUCUACGACAUCGAGGCACGUCGGCGAGUCCUCAGGGUCUCAGGCCACAGCGACGAUGUCAAUGGUGUAGCCUUUGCCGACUCUGCCUCUUCCAACGUGCUUAUCUCCGGUUCAGACGACUCCUAUGUCAAAGUCUGGGAUCGUCGCUCCUUGUCUGGUGGUAAGCCAGCAGGAGUCUUGCCGGGCCACACGGAGGGGAUCACCUACGUUGCGCCAAAGGGGGAUGGAAGGUACUGCAUCUCCAAUGGAAAGGACCAAUCGCUGAAGCUGUGGGAUCUGCGCAACAUGAGGAGCUCGACAGAGUUCGAGUCAAUGAGGAGAAGAGAUUACGGCCUCCGCAAUUGGGACUACCGUAACAUGUACUACCGCAAACCCCGCUUCGACUCUCAUCCAGAGGACUGCUCCGUGAUGACCUAUCGUGGGCACGCCGUCCUCAAGACUCUUAUCCGUUGUCACUUUUCCCCCUCUGCCACAACGGGACAAAAGUACAUCUAUUCGGGAAGCGCAGAUGGACGUAUUCAUAUCUGGUCCUUGGAUGGAAAAGUGGUAAAGGUCCUCGAUAGGAGUAAAGCCAGGGGACUAUUUGAGAGUGCGGAUCAGGCGGCAGAUCCAAGUGCACCCGAGUGGACUUCGGCCGAGGAUACAGCUGCUGCAACGACUGCUGGCGCUUCGGAAGGCACACCACGUCGAGCGGGUCUACGAGCUCGUCCUGCCACCACUACCUCCUCCGGCGGUGGUGGUGGUGGAGGAGGAUAUGCAACUACAGUUCGUGACGUCUCUUGGCAUUCUUCAGAGGCGUCCAUCAUGAGUACUGCUUGGGAUGGAAGUGAUGGACAAAGUGGAAGUAUUGCCAAACACGAGUGGAAACCCUUUGGAAAGGGGACGAGCUUGGAGGAUGCUUUUGCCAGGCAGAGGGAGGAGGGGGAGGAGGUGUAAGGAGUGCAAGGAAAGGAGUGAGAAGGAGGGAGGCAGAGGACGCUCGUCUCGGUCUUUUCGAUUUGUAAGGCGUAUAGCUGUUGCUGCUCCAAGAUUCAAGCACGCUCGCCUGUCCUGUCCUGUCCUGUCCUGUCCUGUCCUGUCCUGUCCUGUCCUGUCCUGUACAAACAAUUCUACAAUUCAAGCCAGCCCGCCCCACGCCGCAAGAGCAGAGCAGAGCAGAGCAAGACGAUGGUUUGUUGUCAAUGGUGAUAUUCAAUGUUUAC